This is a messenger RNA of Paramormyrops kingsleyae, 2871 nucleotides long. Its product is annotated as dysbindin. Gene Ontology annotation, biological process: negative regulation of protein kinase activity. Gene Ontology annotation, cellular component: cytoplasm. The record is from RefSeq and is a predicted model, not a curated record. Lineage: Eukaryota; Metazoa; Chordata; Actinopteri; Osteoglossiformes; Mormyridae.
CUUGUGCAGCCUUGGUAUCUUCCAGUUCAUUACAUAAAAUCUCCAUUAACAUUCACUGCCCCCUCUCUCCAUUCUCCCCAUUCUCCUCCCCCUGAAAAUGUCCAUUUGGUACAGGCCACAAAGCCAUAACCCAGCGCCUCUGUCCUCAGCUGCUAAAUACAGUGCAGGUUCAGUAGGGAGGCAGUGGGUGAGUUUUGGCUCAGUCUGUGUGUGUGUGUGUGCCUGUGGAAGUAAGAGUAAAAGGAGAGUUAACUAUUUCCAGCCUCCGUCCAAGACUUUCACAUGUCUUCAGCUCAGGGAAUGACACAAGGAUGAAUUGCAAGUGAAAGAUUAAUGGACCCCCCCCCCAACAAGCACACAGAAGUAUAUGCAAACGGAUACCCAGUGCAGAUCACUCCUCAUUUUGCUCACACCUCCAGUGCACUGACCAGGACACAGUCAUGUCUUCAUCAGGGUCCACUGGUCACAACAAGCAUCUGUCAUCGGAGACGGAGCACGCUCCGAGGCUGCCGGCCCUCGACGCGGCACAGCAGGUGAAGUGGCGGGAGAGACAGCGCUUCCUUGAAGACGCCUUCCAGCAUGAUGCGGACGUCCACCUGCCUGCCGCAUGGCUGCAGAUCGAGCACAGGCGACCUCCUGCCGGCAGUAUCUCCUCGAUGGAGGUGAACAUAGACAUGUUGGAGCAGAUGGACCUGAUGGACGUCUCUGACCAGGAAGCCCUGGAUGUCUUCCUCAACUCUGUGGGGGAAGAAGGGGUCCCUUCCCCUCCAUCGUCAGGUAUUUAUUGUCAAGAAGAGGAUGAUGAUGAGGAAGAUGCCAGUGAUGAGGUUUACAAGGACGAGAUCUUACUGAAGGUCCCCCAGACUCGGCGCAUUUCAUCGACCUCCUCCGGCUCCUCUGACCCUUAUAGCCUGGACACCAGCGAGGAAGGGGCGGAGACUCCCGUCGUCCAAUCAGACGACGAGGAAGGGCAGGGGGACACCCUAACACAGGAAGCAGCUGCUCCAGUCAAGGAUGCAGCAGAGAAGGACAAACCUUCCCCCCUGUCAUAGCUGUGCAGUGACAGGCUUUGGGGAAGAAAGUGACUCAUUCUUGCAUGGGACUAUCACAGGUCUACCCCUCCCCUGGGUGACCCCAACAGAACCCAUAAAGACCCAUUACUCUAUAUAAACACAGUCAUGAGAAAAAGAAAGCAUACCCUCCUCCAAUUCUAUGUUUUUAUUUAUUAGGGCCUUAAUAAUUGUGUAGUCCCAGUCAACUUCUAUAUUCAAACAAAUACAACCUCGAGACGGAAAUGAAAAAAACACACUCAAAUAUGUGGUCAUUUUUUUUUUAAAAAGUACAGCAACAUUUAGAAACCAUGUGGGGAAAAAUAAGGACACCUUCCUACUUCCACAACAUUUAAGAGAAUAUUUUGUAGCCAAGUGUUACAUAUAAAAAUGUAUCAGAGUAGUUAAUCAUUAGGAUAAUUACUAGUUAGGUUAACUGGCAUUUCCAAAUUGCCUGUAGUCUGUUAUUCUGAGAGGGUGUGUGAACUUUUUAACACACCGACUCGAUGGAUGUCUAGAAUUAUUGUGAGACUUGUUUUCUGACACACAUUCACAACAUACAAGGAAACUGAUUUGUAUGAUAGUUUGUGUUCUUGAUAACAAGAUAUAGGAGUAGCAACAACAAAAAGUACACUUUCUUCGUGAUCUCAUCUCUGAAAGCAUGUAAAGUGUAACAGUUCCUUACCUAAUCCAUAGGGUAAAGUCAGGAUCUCAGUCUUUAAAGAUAUAUUAUGUAGACAUGUUGAUAAAUCUGUUAUUCUCUAUAGAGUUUUAAAAAAAUAAUAGUUCAUUAAAGUCACGAGACAGUUAUUACAGCAAUGAGGAUAAACAAAACAUGAAUAAGGAGCUACUGAAUAUAUUCAGGUUUACAUUACAAUUUAAAUGCUUUACAAACAGAUAACAUGCUUUAACACUUUAUUGUUGCAGGCAGUAGCAUAUCGUAUGUCUAGAAAUCCCCCAUGUCUUUGACUUUAUCAUUAAAUAAGGUGCCACUCUUUCCUGGUUUAUAAUCCUGGCUGGAUAUCACUGAGCUAUUCCGGCAUGAAGGCUAAUGUGCAUUUCUACAGACAAGUGUCAAAACCAGAAAGAAUUAGUCACUGGGGAAAUGCCAUCUCUCUUUCACCUGGUUACAAACAAAUUAGUAGUUCAUAUCUGUCUUGUUAAUUACAGUAGAUGAGUAAUAAUAAAAAAAGUCUUCAUGAACGUACACGACCAGUCAAAAGUUUUUGCACAAAACAAGUUUUUACCACUUUCCCAUUUAUUUCAUAAACUGCAGUUUAAUUAUUGUUGGUAAACAUUUGAAAGUUGAGUGAACAACUAUAAAUGAAAAUAUAAGUCAAAUAAAACAAGUUUCCUUUAUAACAUAGAAAAAGCAUGUAACAGUGCAUGUCUGGCAUCCUAUUAACUGGUUGUGUGGUGAUGGCAUAGUGAAAUUUUAGGCUGUCCUUUAACUUUAAAUGCACUACUUAACUGUUUCAUCCUGUGAGACAGAGCAGUAUUUAAUGUCCCUUAUAACUGCUACAGGAGGUUAAUUGAUGAAUCAAAGAUAUGCCAUUUUCUUACUAAUAAAGGUACUCAAAUGGUGAACAUACUGUAUGUAAUUGUUAGCAAAAAAAUUAUAUUGAGUGUCUUUUUGGUAAAUAUGUGAAGUAGCAUGCAAAUGUAGAAAAUCUGAGUGUGUGCAAAAAUUUUUGACAGGUAGUGUAUCUGCACAACAGUACUGUGUGUGUGUGUGUGUGUGUGUGUGUGUGAGUGGGUUUACCUAUCCUUAUGGGGACACAAUGUCCCCAUAAUGUGAUAAAUAUCCGGUUUUUUUCCCUUA